CGCCAUGAUGAUAACGAACUAAACCUCUAAAAAUGUAUGCUGGCUAGUUUUGCUGUCAACCUGACACAACUAAAGUUAUCUGAGGAGAAAGAAGUCAGUUGAGGAAACGCCUCCAUCAGAUUGGCUGUAGACAAGUCUGUGAGACCCAUAUGUCAGACUUCUACUUGAUGCUAUGAAACACUCAGGGUGUGCUAUUGAUCAAGGGAAAGACUUUUCUUACAAAGACUGUGGUGGAAAUGUCAGCGGAGGGUUUGAUGCUUCAACGUCUCAGAUUGUUUUGUGCCAGGAUAAUAUCCAAAAUGAGGCCCACAUGAGCAGAGUCAUCACCCAUGAGCUCAUUCACGCAUUCGAUCAUUGUCAGGCUCACGUCCACUGGUUUACCAAUGUCAGACAUUUGGCCAACUUGGAGAUUAGAGUUGCAAGCCUCAGUGGAGACUGUUGGCUUGCAAAUGAAAUCUUCAUGUUGCAUUUUGGAUUAAAACAACACCAUCAGACUUGUGUGUGUGUUCUUUCCAUCUUGGCUGUUCGGAACAUCAGCAGAGAAGAGGCCCAGAAGGCUGUGGAUGAUGUUUUUGAGUCUUGUUUCAAUGACCGUGAGCCUUAUGGCAGGAUCUCACAUACUAAGACAUAUGCCAGAUACGAUCACAGGGAUUUUCAGAGCCGUGGUCGAUAUUACUCAUUACUCGAACAUAUGAAGGUGGUGGCCGUCAGUAUCCCUGAACAUCAGGACCAUGAGGGAAAUGAGGUUCUUAGACAUAGAGUGUAUACAAUGUAAAUGAUCAGUUAAGUACUGGAUACAGUGCAGAAGGCAAGGUGUUCUUAGACACAGAUAUAUACAAUGUAAAUGAUCAGUUAUGCACUGGGGAUACAGUGCAGAAGGUGCUGGUUUUAGCAUUUGACUACAAAAAAUGGAUAUGGCAAAAAAGGAACUCCUUAAACUGCAAGGCAAAAUUGGAUAUUUAUAGCUAAUCAUUUAGUAAAUAAGGUAAAUAAAUGACACUUUUGUAUUCUCUACAGUAGAAAUUAAUGAGUGAAUAUAUUAACUAAUUAAUAUACGCAGGCUAUAACUCAGCGAGAGGACAUUUGCCUCAUACAAACAAAGCCUGGGUUCCAGCCCCAACACUGAGGUUAAAAAAAACUGAAUAAAUAAAUAAAUAAAGCCAAUGCAACUGAUAUGAAUGAUUAAGUUAUCAGCAAAGUUUAUAUAACUCCCAAUUUCACAAGUUUCAGUCCAUGAUUGGUUAGCCCUGUUGCUUUGACUUUGUGGCAACCCAUUAUGAUAGAGCAAAACUGGUCACUUAAUGGCCAAGAAGGAAAAGAGAAGAGGAGAGGUAUCUUCCCUAUGACUUUAGGAAUGCCCAUUUGGCCCACCUCUUACAGUUCCACCUGGAGAUUAAGUGUGCUGGUUAGUUUGUGUCAAUUGGACACAAACAAGAGUCACCCGGGAAAUCACCUCAAAUGAGGAAUUGUUCCCAUCAGAUGUGUCUGUUGGCAUGUUUGUUGGCUAGUUUUCCAUUGUCAGGCAUGAUUUCCCUCCUGUUGACUAAGCCAAUUGGACAAUUGUUGGUUACUGCCAAGAUAUUAGUGCCACUAUUGCACGAUUACAGAUAUUUUGCCAUGCCUGUGAAAAACUGAGAAAGUCAUGUGUGAGUGAAGUGCUGAGUAAAUGUGUGAUGUCAACGUGGGCAUGGCCAUGUUAAGGACCCCAUAGCCUUAGGUCCAGAAAGAUUGCAAAGCCUUCCUCAGGGGACUGAGUGCUAGUGUUAACAAUGUGUGCAGAAAAUGUCCAUGCUAGCCUUCUCCCCCUGGAUACUUAUGGCCUGAAAACUGCUCACCUGCAGAGACUGUUUCUACCAAGAUUAGCUAAGCCUGUCCCCUUGAUCCAGCUGUAUACCAUAAACCCUGAUUCCUUGUUUAUCUGUACGUAAUAACCCCACCUCCUUGUUCAGCUGUAUGAAAUAGCCUCAUGUCUCUGUUCAACUUUACAUAAUAAAUGUGCUGAGCUUCCAAAAUGCUGUAGUUUCUUCAUCAGAGAUCCCAGUCUGCCCAAUGCCAGCUUUUCUGUGUACCCAUGUGUCCAACCAUCCAUAUU
This is a messenger RNA of Peromyscus leucopus (white-footed mouse), 2092 nucleotides long. RefSeq names its product mitochondrial inner membrane protease ATP23 homolog. Gene Ontology annotation, biological process: mitochondrial proton-transporting ATP synthase complex assembly; mitochondrial protein processing. Gene Ontology annotation, cellular component: extrinsic component of mitochondrial inner membrane. The record is from RefSeq and is a predicted model, not a curated record. The transcript has a single exon. Bases 173 to 775 code for a protein of 200 amino acids. Gene Ontology annotation, molecular function: metalloendopeptidase activity. Lineage: Eukaryota; Metazoa; Chordata; Mammalia; Rodentia; Cricetidae.